Molecule: messenger RNA, 567 nt
Organism: Mobula hypostoma (lesser devil ray)
Lineage: Eukaryota; Metazoa; Chordata; Chondrichthyes; Myliobatiformes; Myliobatidae
Exons: 4
Coding region: 1-567 (188 amino acids)
Biological process (GO): spermatogenesis
Source: RefSeq, a predicted model, not a curated record
AUGAAUCAGGGAAUUUGGAAAAUUUACAAGAGCAAGUUGCUGAAAGGUUUUAUGGCUGAAGAAGAAGAAGAAGAGGAAGAAGAAAUCAAGGAGCAGACCAAUGACACAGUGAUGGACAUGACCACAGAGGAAAGUUCCAGUCCUGUUUCACUCUUGGCAAAAAAGGUUCAAGGGGCCAGUGCAAAGGGUUGGAAAUGUAUGUCCUCGCUCUUCAAUAAGGACGACGAACACAAGUUGCUCCCGGCCGAGAACGCCACCCCAGCUGAACAUGUCCUUUCGGAACCAGCACCAAAAGAGCCCGGACCCGAGAGGAAAACGGCCGGGUUCUGGGAUGUCUUCGCCACCCGGUGGCGCCAGGCGUCCGAGACCAGCCAGGGCACGGACGCGGGCUCCGGGGAGGAGGAGGCCGUGAGCGCCGCACAGACCGAGGGCAGCAGUAUGGACAACAUGAGCGGUUCCAGCCUGUACACCAACCUGGAGGCACCCAGCGACCCCGGCUUCAAGUGGAACUUUGUUACCAGCAAGCUGGCGGAACUGAAAAAUAAAAGUAUGCAGAAAAACAAUUAG